This is a messenger RNA of Manihot esculenta (cassava), 4301 nucleotides long. RefSeq lists its product as uncharacterized. The transcript is spliced from 15 exons. Gene Ontology annotation, molecular function: ubiquitin protein ligase activity. Lineage: Eukaryota; Viridiplantae; Streptophyta; Magnoliopsida; Malpighiales; Euphorbiaceae. Bases 267 to 4160 code for a protein of 1297 amino acids. The record is from RefSeq and is a predicted model, not a curated record. Gene Ontology annotation, biological process: protein ubiquitination.
CAAUGCUGACACAGAACAUCUCGUCGACGAAACCCGUUUUUCGUAGAACGGCCCUUCGAAACCUCCAAAUUACGAACAUGCCCUUUUGUUCUCUCGCUUCUUCUUUCUCAUUCUCCUCCGCCUCCUCCUCCUCCUCCUCAAUCUGUGAUCACUCCCAGAGGCGAAACACAGAGGGAGAAAUGCCAGUUUUUCUUAGCCGCAUCUAUCUACAGUUACAGUGUAGAUUUUAAAUUUUUAAUCGAAACUGGUUGGGUUCUGCGAAAGCUAUGAUAAUGGAGGUGGAUUUUGUUACAAGUGACAUGUUAGAAGAAGAUAUUGUUGAAGUCGACGAGAACAAUGAUAUUCCCAAUUUUGAGGGGGAAAGAUGUGGGAUAUGCAUGGACAUUAUAAUUGACCGGGGGGUACUUGAUUGCUGCCAACACUGGUUCUGUUUUGGUUGCAUUGACAACUGGGCUACAAUCACAAAUCUUUGUCCACUUUGCCAGAAUGAGUUUCAGUUGAUCACUUGUGUUCCUGUAUAUGAUAUCAUUGGAAACAAUAAGGUAGAUGAUGAUGCGUUUUCCAGGGAUGAUGAUUGGUGCAUUGAAGGGAAGAAUAACACCCUCUCUUUCCCAUCAUACUAUAUUGAUGAGAAUGCAGUUAUCUGCUUGGAUGGAGAUGGGUGCAAAAUUCGAAGUGGAUCAGCAAUUGUGGAGGACUCUAACUUGGAUACCUCUAUUGCAUGUGAUUCUUGUGAUAUUUGGUACCAUGCCUUUUGUGUGGGCUUUGAUCCUGAAGGUACAUCUGAGGAUACAUGGUUAUGUCCAAGAUGCAUGGUUGGUGAAGCGCCACAUAGAUCUGAAGUAACAUUGAUACAGAGGCCAAACAAUCAGUGUGGUACAGAAAGUUCUCAUACUAGCUGUUUAGCUGAGGAUACUUUUUCUGGGAAGUUGUCUGUAUCUGUUGCUGAUGCUGGAGAGACAGCUGUCGUUGUCUCAGUGGUUGAAGGAAAUAAAAGGAAUGAAGAGGCAAGUGAGAACCUUCACCCAGCCAUUGAAGUGGACAAGGACUUGAAAAUCGAUGCAGGUGAUGGUCAUAGUCUUAAGGCAGAAACAGUUUCUAGUGCAAAGAAUGAAAGUAACCUGAGCUUGGAGAGACAGGGACUUGAACUUUCCUUAUCACGUGAUGCAUUCUUCAGCCAAUCUUCCACUUCAGUGGUGCAUAGUGAGUUGACAACUUGCUGUGCUGAUGGAGCGAUGGAUCAAGCAAAUAGCUAUGAUGGUGUUAAAGAUUCUUUGGGAAAGUUGCUUACUGCGUACAAUGUUGGAAACAAACUGUCUGAAAGUGAAACCAGUAUUGGUCUCCAUCUUGGUUUAUCUGUCAGCUCUUUUUUGUCUGUUGAGCACAUGGAUAAUAAUGGAACUGAAGGUCAGGAGCCUGGGGAUGUAAAGCAGCAAAGUCUUUCAGAAGAAUCUGGGUUAAAGGAUGAACAGAUUAUACCUGAAGCUACUGAGGAGAGUGUGACAAUGACUGGCUUAAAAAGAAAGCACACAGAUAACAGUGAUGAUGUUCUUAAGACUGAUGUUGAUGAGGAAGGUGUGGCCAAUAAUGAAGUUGCAGCUUUUGAAAAGAAAAUUAGAACCAAGGGGAAGUUUCAAAUGACUCCUAAGGACCAAGUGAAUGAUUUUCUUCCUGACGACUCCUGUGCAUGUCCCACCCGGGCAGCAGUUUCCAAAGAUGUAAAAUUGAAAAAACCUCCAGAAAAGGAGCAUGCUGCUUCUGAUAUAAUGGGUAUAGUAAAAGGGAUUAGUCGUAGACCUUCUAAGGGGCUCUCACACCAGCAUCCUGCUGAUAAAUCUUCAAAAGAAAGAGAACAUGCAGCUGGCUUGAGAGUAAAAAAGAUCAUGAGAAGAGCUACAGAAGACAAGGAGUCAUCUAAUGUAGUUCAAAAACUUAGAAAGGAAAUAAGAGAAGCUGUGCGUAACAAAACUUCUGCUGAUAUUGGGGACAACCUUUUUGAUCCGAAGCUUCUUGCCGCUUUCCGCACUGCUGUAGCAGGACCUGCAACUGAAGCUGUUGACAAAUUACCACAUUCUGCUCUGAAGGCAAAAAAGUCUAUGCUGCAGAAAGGUAAAAUUCGUGAGAAUCUGACGAAGAAAAUAUAUGGAAAUUCUAAUGGAAGACGAAGACGUGCAUGGGAUAGGGAUUGUGAGGUUGAAUUCUGGAAGCAUCGUUGCAUGAGGGCUACAAAGCCUGAAAAGAUUGCUACUUUGAAAUCAGUUCUUAACCUCCUGAGAAGGAACACAGAAAGCUUAGAAAUGGAGCAGGCAUCUGAGGGUCGGGCAACAAAUCCCAUUCUUUCCAGAUUGUAUUUAGCAGACACAUCCGUUUUUCCUAGAAAGGAUGAUAUAAAACCUCUCUCAGCUCUUGCAGCUGCAAGUAAUACUGAACAGAAUAGAGGACAGCUCAUUUCAGUGGAGAAAGGUCAGAAUCCAUCUCAUGAUGAUUGUGCACAAAAAGUAGCGGAAGCAAAUAAAGUUAAUUUAAAACCUGCUAUUCCUUCAGUUGAUAAAGGGUUGAAGGUUAAAUUUCAAAGCUCCAAGGGUAAAGUUGCUUCUGGUGAAGCACAUUUAGACAAAGCUCCGCACAGACCCUUGCAGAGGUCGGUGGGUGGUUCUAAAGUCGACUCAAAGAAGGAAACUACUGUUCAAUCUGAUGAUAAAAAGAUGGACAAAAGAAAAUGGGCUUUGGAGGUACUUGCAAGAAAAAAGGCUGGUUGUACAAAUACAACGCAUGAAAGAAUGGAAAACAAUACAGUAUUUAAAGGAAAUUACCCCUUGUUGGCUCAACUGCCGUUGGACAUGAAGCCAGUUUUGGCACCUAGCCACCAUAACAAAAUCCCCAUAUCAGUUAGGCAGACACAACUUUAUCGAUUGGCAGAGCAUUUCUUGAGGAAAUUAAAUCUGCUAGAGAUUCGUAGGACUGCAGAAACAGAGUUGGCUGUUGCUGAUGCAAUUAAUAUUGAGAAGGAGGUUGCUGACAAGUCAAACAGCAAAAUAGUAUAUUUGAACCUGUGUUCACAGGAAAUAUUGCGCCGUUUGGAUAACAGUGAGUCGAUAAGAGUUGAGGAAUCAAAUUCUUCAACAAUGGUACAGGCCACUGACCAAUCACAAGAAGCUAUUGACAAUCUUCCUACUGAUUCUGCAGUGAGGGAUGCAUUGAGAAAUGCAGGACUUUUAUCAGAUUCUCCUCCUAGUAGUCCAUGCCUUAACCAUGAGGCUUCUAAUGAAGUAGAUGAUUCCUCAUUGCAGAACAAAGAUGAAGGGCCUGAUAACAUAUUUGAAAUAGAUCCUCUUCCAGAGGUGGAUAUAUAUGGUGAUUUUGAGUAUGAUUUAGAAGAUGAAGACUACAUAGGGGCUGCUUCUAUGAAAGUAACAAGGCUACAACCAGAAGAAACCGAGUCAAGGUUGAAAUUAGUCUUCUCAACUCUUCAGUCUGAAAGAUUGAAUGUUGUUCAGGAUAUUAACGAUCAUAAGAGAUCAGGGGAAUUUGAAGAAUCCAAGCAUUCUUCCCCCUUACUGAAUGGAGGUACUAUUAGCUCAACAAUUGAGGCUGGGACAGAUGAGUCUCGUGUUCCUCAAGAGCCAUUGCCUGGUGUAGAACCCUCUCUUGCAGAGUGUGAAGAAUUAUAUGGCCCAGACAAGGAAGCACUGAUACACAAAUUUCCAGAAGACUCGUUGAGAAAACUAUCUGGGCAGGUUGAUGAUGAAGCUCCAGCUAAGAAUGAUGAUUCAGGACAAGUUAAGCAUGAAAUUGUUUCAUCUGUCAGUCAGAACUCAUGUGAUGGACAAAAAUCAUCCACCAAUUCCCAAACAAGUGAAAACAUCCCAAGAAAGGAUAAAUCUAAGAUUGAUACUAACAAGCAGUGCGAUAUCAUCAAUUCUAUUUCGAAGAAGGUUGAAAUCUAUGUCAAAGAACACAUCAGACCGCUCUGUAAAAGUGGCAUAAUCACUGUUGAACAAUAUAGGUGGGCUGUUGCAAAGACUACUGAAAAAGUUAUGAAAUACCACUUAAAUGCGAAGAAUGCGAAUUUCCUAAUCAAGGAAGGUGAGAAAGUGAAGAAACUUGCUGAGCAGUAUGUUGAGACUGUACAGCAAAAGGAAAAGGUUGAUCUACAAUAACGAGAGUAAAUCAAUCUCUAAUUCUGAACUGCUGUUAAUUUCAAGUUUUUCGUUCUCCACAUUUUGUGGAUAAUUACAGCGUACCACUCCACUUAUUGACAUUAUGUACCUGGGAAAUAUGAAGUGAUGCCUUGUGCCAAA